This is a messenger RNA of Clupea harengus (Atlantic herring), 814 nucleotides long. It is a transcript of the gene atp5po, whose product is annotated as ATP synthase peripheral stalk subunit OSCP. Gene Ontology annotation, molecular function: proton-transporting ATP synthase activity, rotational mechanism. NCBI's taxonomy places the organism in Eukaryota, Metazoa, Chordata, Actinopteri, Clupeiformes, Clupeidae. The record is from RefSeq and is a predicted model, not a curated record. Gene Ontology annotation, biological process: proton motive force-driven ATP synthesis.
GCGCAUGCGUAUGUAUUUUGACCUCACUUCUCAGUCACUUCUCAGAGAAAAUGGCAGGGAUAGGCUUGGGGCUGCAGGUGCGUCAAUUCAGCACGUCGGUCGUCCGAUCGAAGCUGAUGAAGCCCCCAAUCACGGUGUAUGGAGUGGAAGGUCGCUAUGCCACUGCUCUGUUCUCAGCAGCCAGUAAGCAGAAGAAACUGGAUCAGGUGGAGCAGGAUUUGGGGCGUCUGGCUGGCCUGAUUAAGGACCCCAAGGUGUCCAGCAUUGUAAUGAACCCCCAUGUGAAGCGCAGCUUAAAGCAGAAGACCCUCACUGACGCCCUCAGCCAGGUCAAGGCCACCCCUAUCACACUCAACUUCAUCGGUGUUUUGGCUGAAAAUGGCCGCCUGCCCGUCACCGCUGACGUUAUUGGUGCUUACACCAUGAUGAUGAAGGCCCACCGUGGAGAGGUCACCUGCUCAGUCACCACCGCACAGGCGCUGGAUGAAGCCAGCUUGGCAGAUCUGAAAGUUGCCCUGAAUGGCUUCUUGGCAAAGGGACAGACCAUCAAUCUGGUGACCAAGUCUGACCCAUCCAUCCUCGGUGGCAUGAUUGUCAGCAUCGGGGACAACUAUGUGGACAUGUCCACCAAGACCAAGGUUCAGAAGCUCACCAAGCUGAUCAGGGAUACCUAAGUCCUGUGGACUCAUCCGACCAGACCUGACGAGUCAAUCCCAGAGUAGAGCGGGAGAGAGGUCUAAAUGUCGUAACCCUCCUCCCAGUCUAUGAAAGUUAACCUGUCGUCUUGUGUUCAUAAUAAAUAUUCUGUAACGUA